This is a messenger RNA of Triticum turgidum subsp. durum (durum wheat), 300 nucleotides long. The record is from the annotation of a GenBank genome assembly. Lineage: Eukaryota; Viridiplantae; Streptophyta; Magnoliopsida; Poales; Poaceae.
AUGAGGGUGGUAAUCGAAGGAAUUGAUGAAGUAAAUGAGACAAUGCAUGAUGGAGACCAAAACAGUCAAAUUGUUCCAUAUAGUCCAAGUGCAACUUUAAUGAAUCAGUAUCCUUCGGCCAGCUAUCAACCAUUAGCAGUUCUGUUUGAGAGAGUUAUAUUGCAGAAAAGACCUGAGGAGGAACUUAUCCAUGAUCUAGCUGUGUGUACUUUUCACUUGCAACUUUUUACUGAACUACUCCAUGUAAUGUGGUCCUUAGACUUUUCCAGAAUCAUGUCGCAGAAGUGUUCAACAUCUUGA